Gekko japonicus is the source of this 3052-nucleotide messenger RNA. It is a transcript of the gene MCTP2, whose product is annotated as multiple C2 domains, transmembrane 2. Lineage: Eukaryota; Metazoa; Chordata; Lepidosauria; Squamata; Gekkonidae. The coding region runs from base 115 to 2763 and encodes 882 amino acids. The record is from RefSeq and is a predicted model, not a curated record. Gene Ontology annotation, molecular function: calcium ion binding. The transcript has 23 exons. Gene Ontology annotation, cellular component: synaptic vesicle membrane. Gene Ontology annotation, biological process: regulation of neurotransmitter secretion.
GGAGGCGAAGCGAUUCCCAUGGCGGAGCAACGCGCCUGGCCGGCGCCCGGCAGAAGUUGGUGAGUGGACUCGAAGGCAGCAGUACCCCCGGGCUGCGGGGAGCUCGAUUUGAUUAUGGAUCUGGAGAAAUCCUCCGUCUGGGAAUCGCUGAAGCAGAAAACGAAGCCUCUGUUACACAACCUCAGCAUCAGGAGGACUAGGAAGAACUCCAAAAUGACGGCGGCGAGGCAGAAGCACCCCUUCGACCGGCGCCUCAGCUCCUCGGUUCCUGACAUGUUGAGCGUUGACGUGGCUGUCAAGGAACAGACUGGUUGCUCGCGUCCCCAAGCCCUCUCCGCGUUCCUCCCGAGUGGUUUUGCCGCGACGGAGAUGUUCGUUCAGAACGACAGCAGCACUUCUUUGAAACAGGACGGGGAGGAUUGGCAGUGGAGUCAUCGGGAGACUGUGCACAUGGAAAUAGGGGUGAGGGGAGCAGAGGGGCCUGCCGCUUCUGGGCUGGGGUCAGAGGGGAAGCAGAAGUCCUCCGAGGAGCUCUUUGACCUGCUACAAAGGAGCAGCUUCAGCAGCGACCUCACGGAAGACGCCAUGGAGCGUUCCUGUGGAAGUUCCACCUUCGACUCCUCGUGUUCCUCCCAGCUGUACGAAGAGCUUCCUGCGCUUCCUGAAGGAAACGAUGGUCUGAGUAAAUUGCCCGGCUCGUUCGCCUAUCUCCUAACGAUACAUCUGAAAGAAGGCAGAAACUUGGUCAUUCGAGAUCGCUGCGGUACAAGUGAUCCGUACGUGAAGUUUAAGGUGAAUGGGAAGACGCUGUACAAAAGCAAGGUCAUCUACAAGAACCUGAACCCUGUUUGGGAUGAGAUGGUUGUUCUUCCAAUACAGUCCCUGGAUCAGAAGCUUCGUAUCAAGGUAUACGACCGAGACCUAACCUCUUCGGACUUUAUGGGUUCGACUUUUGUAAAGCUGGAUGAACUGGAACUCAACAGGACUGUUGAGAAGAUUCUUAAACUGGAAGAUCCAAACAGCUUGGAGGAAGACAUGGGCGUGGUUGUCUUGGAGUUGAGGCUAGCCGUGAAGCAGGCAGACAUUAAAAGAAACAAGUGGACGAACCGAAGAAAGCUCUCUACGCCAAAGGCGAGCUUCAUGCGGACGGCGAGGUUGGAGGAUUCGUUACGGAAGAACCAGCUGUGGAAAGGAACAGUCACUGUUGCCUUAUUGGAGGGGAAGAAUAUCCCCGGAGGGGGCAUGACGCAAAUGUUUGUUUGGUUGAGAAUGGGAGACCAAAAGUAUAAGAGUAAGACACUGUGUAAGAGUGCAAACCCACAGUGGAGGGAACAGUUUGAUUUUCACUACUUCUCUGACAGGAAGGAUGUGCUGGAGAUGGAAAUCUGGGGAAAGGAUAACAAAAAGCACGAAGAAGUUUUGGGAUUGUGUAAAGUGGAUAUUGGCGCAUUGCCCGACAAGAGAGCAAACCAUUUGGUAUUGCCGUUGGAGAAACAGCCGGGGUCUCUGUCGGUGGUGGUCUCUGUCGCACCCUGCUCAGGAGUUUCUAUCUCGGAUCUGUGCGUUUCCCCCCUGGGAGACCCUAAGGAAAGGAAGCAGAUUUCUCAGCGCUAUUGUCUCUGGAACUCUUUCCGAAACAUAAAGGACAUUGGAUUCUUGCAAGUCAAAGUUUUAAAAGCUGUUGAUCUGUUAGCUGCGGAUUUUUCAGGAAAAAGCGACCCCUUCUGUGUGCUAGAGCUCGGAAAUGGGCGACUGCAGAGUUACACCAUUUAUAAGAACCUCAAUCCGGAGUGGAACCAGGUUUUCACUUUCCCUGUUAAAGACAUCCAUGACAUUCUUGAAGUGACGGUGUUUGAUGAAGACGGAGACAAGCCGCCAGACUUCCUUGGAAAAGUUGCCAUUCCUCUGCUGUCUAUAAGAAAUGGACAGCAAAGCUGCUACGUUUUGAAGAAUAAAGACUUGGAACUUCCUUCGAAAGGAGUGAUCCAUUUGGAACUUGACGUCUUAUUUAAUCCUGUGAAAGCCAGCCUUCGGACCUUUUUGCCCCGUGAGAGGCGGUUUCUGGAAGACAACCGCAAGUUUUCAAAGAAGAUCUUAGCGAGAAACGUGGAACGUGUGAAAAGAAUCACGAUGGCGGUGUGGAACACAAUACAGUUUCUCCGGAGCUGCUUUCUCUGGGAGUCUCCGUUCAGAAGUGUGGUUGCAUUUGUGGUGUUCGUGGUCACGGUUUGGCAUUUUGAGUUGUAUAUGGCGCCCUUCGCUUUGUUGCUGCUGUUUGCAUACAAUUUCUCCGUGAUCACGCCCGAGAAAGUCACCAGUCCCCAAGACCCACCGGACUGUUUGGAUGUAGAAGAUGACGACGACGAUGACGACAAGGAAUCCGAAAAGAAAGGCUUAAGAGAAAGAAUUUACAUGGUCCAGGAUAUCGUUAUAACGGUCCAAAACCUCUUGGAAGAUAUUGCAUCUUUUGCAGAAAGGAUAAAAAAUACGUUCAACUGGACAGUCCCUUUCCUUUCUGUCCUUGCGUGCUUAAUCUUUGCAGUGGCCACAGUCCUGCUGUAUUACAUACCACUGCGGUACAUCGUUUUACUCUGGGGCAUAAAUAAAUUUACAAAGAAGCUCAGAAACCCCUACGCCAUUGAGAAUAACGAGUUACUCGAUUUCCUCUCCCGGGUGCCGUCGGAUGUUCAAAGGGUGCAGCAGGCUGAAUUGAAACCAUGCAGCGGGUCCAGCCCCAUUAGGAAGAAACGGAGUGUUUUAUAGGUGCGGGACCCCAUCUGCCCCGACGCCCUUGUGCACAGCCCCCCCCCGCGCGCGAACCUUUGGAUCAGAGCAACGUUGUGAUCACAACCUGGAUGUAAACACGUCUUUGGAAGAAAAGGAUUGCAUAAGCAACCUUCCUGCAAAACGAGCUCCCAUCCAAAUGGAGUUGGAACAGCACAAAGCCGAUGACUUCCAGUACGGAUUUUGGAGAUGCUGGACUUUUUUUUUGGCUUGUACCGUGUGAAAGCCAUUUUCCCAACAAAACCGUGAUAUUCCAAACUUUAGAAAA